GAUACUUGGUUACAGAACAAGAAAUCCCAAAAGCACUUUAUUGGAUACUCACAAGCAUUUUCCACAACAAGACUAACCUCCUCUUCUUAGAUAAGAAAUUGUUGCAGCUAAAUUAAAUGCUUUCGUGGUGGAUUAGUCUUCCUACUCAAACUAUUAAAAGGCAAACUACUACUGCAAGACAAACUUCUCGAUUUUGAAGCUUAAUUAUAUAGACAGCCCUUGCUUACAGCUGAUCACAUGACAUUUGGUUGCAUCAGCAAAUAUAUCAAUAAAGACAUUAUCACAUGCUAAAAAUCUGACGCUGGAAGUAUCUGGCUAGUUUCUCCAUUUUGUCGACUAAGCGGCAAAAAAAAAAAAAGGGCAUAAAUUAACCGGAGUCUCGCAAACCCACAGAGAAAAUCCAGUUGCUGCUGCAGGGAGAUGGGUGUAGGUCUUUGUAAUAGGAGGACCUUGCUGCCUUUCAUAGGAAUGGUAAUAGUGAUCCUGGCUCAUAUUACAAACAUGGUAGUCGUCAAAAUAGCCAUCUCCAGAGGGAUGAACAAGAAUGUACUUCUUGUCUACUCCUAUGCCCUCUCCACCAUUUUUCUUCUUCCUUGCGCCUUAAUAUUCCACAGAUCAAACAGGGAUUCUUUCACCUUCUCCACGCUCAGUAAAAUCUUCUUACUUGCCCUGAUUGGAUUCGUUUCACUGACUUGUACGUAUGCUGGUUUAGAGCACGGAUCUCCCAUGCUCGGCUCAGCCAUGCUCAAUCUCAUUCCAGCUUUCACCUUUGUACUUGCCGUUAUUUUCAGGAUGGAAAAGCUCGAGUGGAGUAGCACCACCAGCCUAGCAAAAUCCUUGGGGACAAUAGUCUCAAUUACUGGAGCUUUUAUCAUGACAUUUUACAAAGGCCCGCCUAUCAUGAAGACAUCUUCUGUUGCUGUUUCACCCACACAACAGUUAUUUGCAUCAAAAUCAAUCUGGAUUUUUAGCGGACUUCUGUUUGCAGCUGAAGCACUUUUGACUUCAACAUGGUAUAUAUUGCAGGCAUCAAUCCUUAAGAAGUUCACAGCAGUGUUUACCAUAAUGUUUUACACCUGCUUUUUUGGUACCAUUCUGUCUGCCUUGUACUCUCUGAUUGUAGUUGAAGAUUCAGAUGCUUGGCAAUUAAGCCUUGAUGUGGGGUUGUUUUCUGUAUCAUACUCAGCAGUUUCAAUUGUAUUUCGUAGCAGUUUAUGUACAUGGUGUCUGUCGAAGACAGGACCUGUCUAUGUUUCUAUGUUCAAGCCCUUGGGAAUUAUCUUUGCUUUAACCAUGGAUGUCAUCUUUUUGGGAGAAGUUCUUCGUCUUGGAAGUUUUAUUGGGACAGGCAUUAUUGUAAGUGGAUUUUAUGCUGUGAUGUGGGGAAAGGCUAAAGAAGACUACGUGAAUAGUGAGACAGGUGUGGAGAGUUUCAGAUCACCCGAUGAAAACGUCCCACUGUUGCAAGCCAGAGUUGAAGAAAUAUAGGCACUUCAGAAGAAUUUCAAAUGUACAGUUAAUAAGAUAAACAAAAACAUGAAU
This is a messenger RNA of Manihot esculenta (cassava), 1542 nucleotides long. Its product is annotated as WAT1-related protein At5g40240. NCBI's taxonomy places the organism in Eukaryota, Viridiplantae, Streptophyta, Magnoliopsida, Malpighiales, Euphorbiaceae. The record is from RefSeq and is a predicted model, not a curated record. Gene Ontology annotation, molecular function: transmembrane transporter activity. Gene Ontology annotation, cellular component: plasma membrane. The transcript is spliced from 7 exons. Bases 421 to 1488 code for a protein of 355 amino acids.